Eufriesea mexicana is the source of this 1503-nucleotide messenger RNA. RefSeq names its product sorbitol dehydrogenase. Gene Ontology annotation, molecular function: oxidoreductase activity; zinc ion binding. Lineage: Eukaryota; Metazoa; Arthropoda; Insecta; Hymenoptera; Apidae. The record is from RefSeq and is a predicted model, not a curated record. The coding region runs from base 23 to 1039 and encodes 338 amino acids. The transcript has 5 exons.
UUGAUACGGGACGAGCUGCAUCAUGGAAUUCCUCAGCUUCGACGUGAAGAACCGUACCCUCGAGUUGCGGAGGGCGGAAGUACCGAAACCGGGACCGAACGAAGUUCGAGUCAGAGUCGCUUAUUCCGGCAUCUGUGGCACCGAUCUUCACAUAUUAGAAGGAACGUUCCCGUGCAAGAAAGAAGGCUUCCUCACUCUUGGCCACGAAUUCGCAGGCACUGUGGACGCUGUCGGUUCCCAGGUGACGAACUUCAAAGUCGGUCAAAGAGUGGCAGUCGACCCUAACAGUGGCUGCAAUACGUGCUCCUUCUGCCACGAUGGAUCUUAUCAGCACUGUAGGGCAGGUGGCAUAAACAACACGAUAGGGAUCUACAGAGACGGUGGAUUCUCCACGCACGCUCUGGUACCGGAAACCCAGGUUCACGUGAUACCAGAUGGCAUCGAUUUGCACCAAGCCGUCCUCCUUGAACCUCUUUCAUGCUUGGCUCAUGGAUGGAAGAGGCUUAAUGGUAUCAAUGUCGGUAAUAAUGUGCUCAUAAUUGGUGCCGGAAUCAUUGGCCUAUUGUGGACCUGCAUGCUGCACUUGCACGGUCUGAGGAAAACAGUAACGGUCAGUGAACCGCAAGAUAAACGACGAAAGAUGCUGACGAAGCUUGAUCUCGAUUUCGAUGCAAAGAGCCCAGAACAAUUAAAAGGUCCGUACGAUGUGGUCGUGGACUGUAGUGGCUCAGGACCUGCUAUGGAAGCAGCUAUUCCUUUGUUAGGACCAGGUGGUCGCUUAUGCAUAUUCGGUGUCGCUAAUCCUAAAGCUAAAUUCAGUAUCGAACCAUUCCAAGUCUACCUGAAGGAGUUGACAGUUAUAGGUGUAAACAUAAACCCCUUCUCGUUCCCCAGAGGAUUGGGUUUAUUACGAGCAAUGGCCGAUAGAUAUCUUCAUUAUGAUAAGUUAGGUAUUAAAGUAUUCUCGUUGUCACAGUAUCGUGAAGCUUUGGAUGCCUUGAAACGAGGUGAGAUCAGUAAAGCUGUGUUCAAAUUAUAAAAGCCAAGAUCGACGAAUUAUCGAAUUAAUAAAAUGGGCAUUUUUUUAAUGAUAACUAAGCACGUUCAGUCAUUUUGUCCUGAAUAUCCGAAAUGAUAGGCACUGAUAUAAGAAAGUUGAUCUUGAUGUAAUUCUCGUUUAUUAAACUCCAUAUUAUUCUAGAAGUAAAUAUAAAAUUGCAAACUCGUAAAAAGGUCAUAAAAAAUCUUAUUUAUUUGAGAUUCUAUGUUUUACUGCACUUAUAAUACUUUAAGUUUGUCCAAGUAAAAUGAAAGACGAUCCCUGUUAUGAGUAUGCAGUCUAUGCGCUUGUUAAUACACAAUAAAAAAUAUCCUAGUUGCGGUCGUAUAAAUAAUUUCGUCUACAAUAUACAAUUGUUGAUCUAGCUCAAGAACAAAUUACAUGCUUUGCAUCAUGAUCAAGGUACUAACAUUGUAUUAUAUGUUAUUAGUUUUUCUUUUGUU